GCUCUGCCCAGGUGCGCCGCGCUGCGCCGCGAACCGUUCGACGCCGAGCCUUUGUGUCGACGCGUCGUCGCGCCGUCGCCGCGUCCCCCUUCUUCACCUCGGCGAGGAUCGCGUCCUCCGCGCGGCGGGGCUGGCGGGGGCACGCAGCGCGCGGGUCAUGGGGAAGUGACCCACCGACCAGGCCGUCCAGGCCCGCGAGCAGCAGGUGUCAGUGCAGCCAUCUUGGCCUCCUAACCUCACCUCAGUGCCAGUGACAGGACCUCCGCCAAGAUGGGCUCCAAGGUGGAGUACGUCGAGUCCUCGCAGAUGUACGCCACCAACUACGUGAGGAACUCGAGGGCCAUCGGCGUCCUCUGGGGCAUCUUCACCAUCUGCUACGCCAUCAUCGGCGUGGUGGCGUUCGUCACCCCGGAGUGGAUAGGGGACACCCAGGAGUCGGAGUACCCGGCGCGCUUCGGCCUCUGGAGCAGCUGCUACUUCCGGUCGUCCGACGCGGGCGCCCCGGGGGCCGUGGGGUCCGCGGGGGCGGCGGGGGCGGCGGCCGCCGCCAGCGGCCUGUCCGCGGGGGCGGAGGACUGCCGCGGCCGCCUGCACGAGCUGGGCUCCAUCCCGUCGGCGGCCUGGAGGGCGGCCACCAUCUUCGUGGGGCUGUCCGUGCUGCUGGCCGCGCUCGCCAUCGUCUCCAUGCUGCUCUUCUUCUUCCUCAAGUCCACCACCGUGUUCCACGUGUGCGGCUGGAUGCAGGUGCUCUCAGCCGUGUGCAUGGUGGUGGGCGUGGUGACGUACCCGGCGGGCUGGGAUGCCCCUGAGGUGCGGCAGACCUGCGGGCCGCGCGCCAACCGCUUCGAGCUGGGCGAGUGCGGGCUGCGCUGGGCCUACCUGCUGGCGGCCAUCGGCUGCCUCGACGCCGCCAUCCUGGCCGCCCUCGCCUUCAUCCUGGCCACCAGGCACGUCCGCCUGCAGCCCGACCCCGGCUACGGCGGCUCCCUCUACAAGGGCGAGGUUAACAACGGCUUCCUGAGCGACGCGCAGUCCGUGUCCGGGUCGCGCAAGUCGCUCAACCUGCACCCCGUGCUGCUGAUGCCUCAGCCGCAGCACAUGGGCAUGGGCCCCGGCCACCUGAUGCACCCCGGCGCCGACACGGACCGCUUCUCCGAGUUCUCCAACCGGACGGGCCGCUCCAAGUCGUCGGCCUACCGCGCCGAGUACGCCUCCAGCAUCCAGAACUUCCAGCUGUAGCAGCAGCUGCAGCAGCCGCAGCAGCAGUGGCCCGAACGCGCGUCCGUUCGGCACGAACCAUUAUUGAUCUGAUUUCUUCCUUUUUGCGCGCGCCCGUCGAAGCGCCUGGCACACUGCGAGGCUAGCCCGUGACACCUGCGUGUCAAGCGGGCGGCCUACCCUCGUCCCGGCAGGCGCUUCCCGUCUACCGUCUCGAGGUUUGAGGACCGUGAGGACCGUGAGUCCUUACGUCGGACAUCUUGUCUUGCAUCUUGUUGCGCAACGAAAAGAACCGAAAACGUCAUGUUCACGUUCCGACCAUGUACCGACUCCAAUAGCUCGGAGAGAAAGCGUGAACUUGUACUAACGAUAUGUCAUUGAAGUAGUUGGUGUGAAUUGCGUCUCAAUUAGACUCUUAUGGAAUGAAUGUGAAGGAGGAUGCGCAUUUCAUGGAAGUCUGAUCAUUGCCAUUAAUCAAGGGUUUGCUGACUGACAUGUUGACUCUGAUUUUUGGCUCCUCUGCAUCAAAAACAUUUUAUAGCUCUUUUACCAUGGAAUUAUUGUUAUUAUAUUGUCUUAAUUUAACUUUUGUAAAAUAUAUACCUGCUUUAAGCAA
Molecule: messenger RNA, 1834 nt
Organism: Thrips palmi
Lineage: Eukaryota; Metazoa; Arthropoda; Insecta; Thysanoptera; Thripidae
Gene: Tmhs
Product: LHFPL tetraspan subfamily member 3 protein
Exons: 4
Coding region: 271-1239 (322 amino acids)
Biological process (GO): sensory perception of sound
Cellular component (GO): plasma membrane
Source: RefSeq, a predicted model, not a curated record